Sclerotinia trifoliorum is the source of this 3129-nucleotide messenger RNA. The record is from the annotation of a GenBank genome assembly. NCBI's taxonomy places the organism in Eukaryota, Fungi, Ascomycota, Leotiomycetes, Helotiales, Sclerotiniaceae.
UUAAUAAAAGUGUUCAAGCCCAAACCACGGCUAUCACUCAAUUACUUGGGAGAAUGGAGCUACUAGCUGACAAGCACACUUUUUCUACGAUUGUUGUGCCUCAGCUCGAUAUUAUUGAAGAUAGCCAGUAAGCGUAGUUAGUCCUUUCAUCAGCCAGUCACUCUUCAAGAGCUUGAUACCAGAAAACACACAAAUUUCAACGAUAUAUCUAUUGGGACAUUCUAUUUUUGUGGAAUAUUGAAAGUAUUCUGAAUGCCAGGUCUUCUUAGACUACGUCUUUCGAAGCUUCUGAGCGCUCAUACCUAGUCCAACAGUUUGGACUAAUGGAAAUUUUUUGUGAAGCUACAGAUCGAUCCUCCAUCUCCUGCAUUUUCAUUCACUCUUUCAACAGUGCCUCCGAGCCUCUUCUUUUUUAACCUGAAGCGUUUGUUAGUCAUUUAAUUACUCACAAACGUCAUAGAAACCAAGGCUUGAUGACCACAGGAAAACACAUAUCUCAAGAGCAGAUGCUACACAACUUUAGAUGGCAAGAAAAGACAAUCCGCUUACAAUUUGCUCAAUGUUUGAUUCAAAGCCUGAAGUUUCCAACAUUGAAAGAACGAGAAGAAACUAUAUCAGAUGUGUAUCGAGGGACCUUCCGGUGGCUAUUUGAUGAAACAAAUGGCUCUAGGCCAUGGACUAGUUUUGUGCAAUGGCUGCAACAUUCAUCCGGUAUAUACUGGAUCAAUGGGAAAGCAGCUUCGGGUAAAUCAACAUUGAUGAGGUUUAUAUGUAGUCACAAUACAACAAAGGAGCUUCUGCAACAAUGGUCCGCUCCGCUGCCUCUAGUCAUGGCAAAGUUUUACUUCUGGAACAGUGGUACUAUUGAGCAAAGGUCGCAGCAUGGUCUACUUCGAGCACUUCUUGCAGAGAUUCUUGGACAUUUACCUGAUCUUCUUCCUGUCUGUUUCCCUACAAGGUGGGCUAGGAUCUACAAUGACUUAGUAAAGCCUUUUGCUGAAGCAAGUUACAAUAAUCAACCAACGGAGAUGGAUCAUUGGGGCAUAAACGAAUUAGAGGCUGCAAUGCGCAUCCUCAUUAGCCAAGACAUGCAGAGCUUCAAACUUUGUCUGUUUGUUGAUGGUCUUGACGAAUACGAGGGACAACCUUCAACUAUUGCCAAAUAUUUCAUUAUGCUCGCCCAAGUACCAUGGUUGAAGAUAUGUCUUUCUAGUCGUCCGCUACUUGAGUUUGAUGAUUCUUUCGGAUCUAGACCGUCAUUGAGACUGCAGGACUUGACGCGAACCGAUAUUGAUCAUUUUGUCAAGUCAACUCUCCAAAAUAAUGUCAACUACCAACAUUUAUGCGUGAAGCAGCCAGUCCAAGCGUCAAGUCUCAUUGGAAAGAUCAUAUCGCGAGCAGGCGGAGUUUUCUUGUGGGUUAAGCUUGUCUUACAAGAGAUCGAAAGAGGCCUCGCCAAUAGAGAUACUCUGCAAGAUCUACAGGAACGUAUCGAAAUAAUUCCACUGGACCUUGAAGAAUUGUUUUCCUCAAUGCUUGACAACAUUGAUCCGUUCUAUAUUAAGAAGUCUGCAUUGAUAUUUCUCAUUGUACGAGCCGCACAUAUACGUGUGAGAAGCGUCAGGACAUUGGAUACCUUUACUCUUUCCUUUGCUCUCGAUUAUUGGACUUCUCGAGCCGAGGAUACCACAUUCAACUUGCAGGAGCUGCAAAUGAGAAACAUCAAAAUUCGAGACCACUUAAAAGUAAGGUGUGCAGGCUUGCUCGAGAUUGGGCCGGGGUACUCACCUGGUUUUGAAUAUCUUGGCUAUCGGGUCGUGUACUUGCAUCGUAGCGUCCGAGAAUAUCUUGAACGCCCAGAAAUAUGCUCAAAGCUCUUCAAACAUGUUUCAGAAAUGGACUUUGAGCCAUACACUCCGCUUAUGUGCUCAUAUGUAAGAGAGCUUGAAUUUUCCGAAGCUCGGAAAAAGAUAUUAAAUGGCCGUUCCACGCUUUCACUCUUUAUGGCGACAGUCCUUCAUUACGCUCAUGAGGCUGACACUGCAGGUUCGGACACUUAUAUCGAGCCUUUGGAAACAUUUGCAACAUUAACACACACUUCAAGGCUCGAAAGCACAACCUGGACACCGAAGAAGUUCUCUUCUUUCCUGCACAUUGCGGUAAACUGGGACCUUUGUGCAUACAUCAAGCUGAGUUUGAAUCGUCUCGCUCCAAAAAUAAGAGCCUCCAUCGUCUACAUUCUCUUGCCGUAUGCCCUUGCAGCAACAGACGAGUAUUAUAUUCAAGGCAUGGAACAAAGGGAGAAUUCAGAAUAUCUUCGAGAUCGCAUUCCUCCAAGCCCUCGCAUAGUACAACUGCUCUUGGUAUAUAGAGCUCAACCUAACAGAAAAAUGAAAGACUUCUCAGCAAUCUGCGAAUGGACAGCAUUUGAAAUAGCCAUUCGCAACGUUUGUGCAAUUCUUCCACGGCUGGAUGAUAGAAAUGAUUUCUCGCAACAAUAUUCAAAUGAGGAGAAAUCUUCUGUGGGCAAUCAUUUGGAAAUCGUCAAAGUUAUGCUGGAUUAUGGAGCAGAUCCGAAUACAUAUCUGAAUUACGGAGGAAGAGCGAUUAUGCCCAGAAAAUUGUUAACCGAGACUAUGAGAAAACACUGGAGAAGCAAAGAGUCGGAUGUGGAUCAAAUGUUUGAAAAGAAGGGUGGUAAAUUGGAAUUAUCGAUGAUUAGGAAAUUGAUGAUUACUGGUUGAAAUUUUUGAAAUGGCACAAAUUAUCUAAGAAUACAGUAAUGUCAGCAUUUGUUCAUGAUCAAGGCAGGACACGAUAAAGAUAAUGGCUUGCUACUGAGAGAUUGCCAGCCACUAUAUACUUGAGCUAAGGACAAAUAAAAUUGGUAACAUACUAUCACCAUAGUACAUACUUGAAUGCGUACUUCGAGGUGGGUUGAGCAUAGUCUAUGGCACGAUUUUGUGUUCUGGGAUGGAUUUGUCGACAUUUAUUUGUAUUUGAACUUUUUGGAAUGCUUCAGCUGUAUGAAUCUAAUUUGUCCAUUUGAAGUCAUCUCGUCUUGUUCAUAUAGUUUCGUGUCUUCCUUCGUUUCAAGUCAGCCAUAAUUUAUAAGUUUAACCUCAAAUU